CAAAGCGGAGUUUAGAGGCCAAUCGAAAGAGAUUAGUUCAAUUAAGAAAGUAAACAUCGUAAAAGUUGGAAGUUGUGAAGGAAAAUCAAACACGGAUACUACAAGCUCAUAGGAGUACAAGUCUAUCCAGGUCAGAUGUUUUCGGUACUGUAUAUUUUCUACUUUUCAUCUUUGAUUCCUCUGCGCAUGGCCAUUAGUCUGCAAUGUGAACCCGCUGAGCAGUCAGAGGGUGGAAAGGCUCUGAAAGGUCACAUCUCUAAAUCAAAAAGGGUACAAGAUCCGUACGAGUGUCUGAUGUUCUGCUACAGCGAACUCACAUGUCAGAGCUACAAUUACGUCAAAACUGGUAAACUUUGCGAGCUUAAUAACAGAAUCAAAGAGGCAAGACCUGAAGAUUUAGUCCGAGAUGAAACUAGAUUCUACGUGCGACGAUGGAAGAACAGAGUCUCUUUAGGCUCCGCUCCCGAGAUGCCUGCCGAGUCUUGUGGUGAGAUCAAAGCCAGCGAACAAGGGAUGGCGGUCAGCGGUAGAUAUUGGCUGGAGCCCCAGGAGACAAAAAUGAAAUCCAAGAACUUUCUAGUUUAUUGUGACAUGGUAUCAGAGGAUGAGGCCUGGACUCUCCUCGCUCGGUUUUCAAACAGUGACACUAAAUACUGGAUGGAUGACUCAGGAGACUGGUGGUAUGACAGUGCUCAAGCUGCAGGAGAAACCACUGACCCGUCACACAACCCAGACAUGAUAUCACCAGCGUUCUGGCUGGUCAGUGGCAGAGAGCUUAAGAUCACGCGCAAUGAUGACUCUGGACACACUCCUCUAUUGCAAACCACAGGGAACUGUCUGAGUGGGAAGACAUUCCGCUCCAAAAUUACUAGCUAUGGCAACUUCAGAAACGGUUCAGUCUGGUCUAAGGGUGAGUGCCUUGGAAAAUGCAAAGUUAAAUAUGGAGGACAAUACCUGACAACUGAGGGCUUCGGACAGGCUUCAUGCAGUGGUGACCUGCAAGGUGCUGAUGAGGUCGGCUUCUGGUGUAACAAGGGCUGGAGUGGUUCUGUGAUCAUGAUUGGAGGAGGUGGAACUGGUUGUUCAGGUGCCGAUCACGGAAUUGGGACAACGGUGGCGAAACUUGCCUCUUUUAAAAUCAAAGAAGAUAACAGAAGAGAAUCUGACUUUAGUAACGACGCAUGGGGUUCGAUAACUAAAAGUUACUCGUUGAAUUUGUGGAUUCGUUAA
Pocillopora verrucosa is the source of this 1230-nucleotide messenger RNA. RefSeq lists its product as uncharacterized. The record is from RefSeq and is a predicted model, not a curated record. NCBI's taxonomy places the organism in Eukaryota, Metazoa, Cnidaria, Anthozoa, Scleractinia, Pocilloporidae.